This is a messenger RNA of Homarus americanus (American lobster), 7751 nucleotides long. RefSeq names its product E3 ubiquitin-protein ligase KCMF1-like (gene Kcmf1). The transcript has 8 exons. Gene Ontology annotation, molecular function: zinc ion binding. Gene Ontology annotation, cellular component: plasma membrane. The record is from RefSeq and is a predicted model, not a curated record. Gene Ontology annotation, biological process: synaptic signaling. NCBI's taxonomy places the organism in Eukaryota, Metazoa, Arthropoda, Malacostraca, Decapoda, Nephropidae. Bases 319 to 1926 code for a protein of 535 amino acids.
GAUCGAAGUUUGAUGACGUCACCAUGGCCUAGUUGAGAUAGUGUAAACUAAAUAUUUUACUGAAAAUCCUGGUCUGUUGAUGGUCGUGAGACACUGUGAUAUAUUCAUGAUAAACAGUGAUAUUCAUAGAGCGUAUAGAUAACGCCAAGGGAACUAUAGCAAGGCUAAAUAAAGGCCAGUGUUGGUGAAAUUAUGUCCCGUCAUGAAGGUAGGUUCUCCACAACUGGUUCACAGCCAAAACAGGAAUGAAUUGCCCUUUAUUUUGUACGUAUUUGCGUCUUACUUGAGGAGCUCCCAGCACACAUUCGCUCAGGAACAAUGAACCACAACGAAGGUGUGAGCUGUGACGCAUGUUUGAAGGCAAAUUUCCGUGGCAGGCGCUACAAAUGUUUAAUAUGUUACGAUUAUGACCUUUGCUCGGCGUGUUAUGAAGGUGGGGCUACAACAACACGCCACACAACUGAUCACCCCAUGCAGUGUAUCCUUACUAGACAUGAUUUUGAUGUGUACUAUGGGGGAGAGGCACUCUCUGUGGACCAGCCUCAGAGUUUAACAUGUCCCUUCUGUGGUAAAAUGGGUUUCACGGAAACCUCACUACAGGAUCAUGUCACUGCUGAUCACCCCGACACUGCCUAUGAAGUGGUGUGUCCCAUCUGUGCUUCUGUGCCAGGAGGGGAUCCCAACCACGUGACAGAUGAUUUUGCUGCUCACCUCACCUUAGAUCAUCGCUCAGGCGCCCCGAGAGACCUCGAUGAACCUUCUGGAUCCCGACAUGGGGUUCGUAGAAUACCUCAUCAAGGUCGUGGAAUUAGCAGGGGUGUCGCAAGACGUAACAUGACAUUUGGGAGCGUCAGCAGUGGCCUGUUUUCACCAUCUUCACGCGAGUCGAUGGAUCCCAUUGCAGAGCUAUUAUCUCAGCUGUCAGGAGUGCGUCGAGCCACGGCAAGUGACAACAACUCUUCUGCUGCCUCUCAGCUGCAACAGUUACAGAUUCAGUUAGAACGGCAGCAGGUAGCCGGCCAACCAACCAGCCAGCUGGAGCGACUGCCAAGACGUGGAGGAGCCAGUAGUAGCGGAGGAGUUGGCAGUGGCGGUGGAGGCAACAGUGGUGGUGGAGGCAGCAGUGGAGGCGGUGGGGGCAGCAGUGGUGGGGGUGGUGGUGGCGGCGGUGGGAGUCAGAGUGGUGUAAUGGUAAAUAUUGGGUCAAGCAGCACAGCAAAUGUUGUAACGACUCACCAUCAGCCCCCACCACUCCUCGUUCAUGCAGGGUCACAUUCUCAACCUCAGUCACAAUACCUCCUAGCAAGGCUUGGAGAUAGUGAGAGCGAGACAGAGGGUGGCACUGGCAGUAGUGACCGGGCAGGAUUUGUCCAAGAACUGUUACUCUCCACUCUUUGUGAUCUCACUCUUAGCCCAGGAGCCUUGGAAGAUGGAAAUUUAUUACCAACAUCACUUGCGAAACGAGGUGGUGGUGUGGCCCGUGAGACAGAUGUAUCUAAAGGUGAUAGUGAGAGGGCUCCUAAGGCUGUUGUGUCAUCUGAUGUAGCAACUCAGACGUCCUCGUCAAGUACCCAGCCUGUAUCCAGCACUACUACCACAACUACUACACAGACCAAUACACAGCACCCUGCCAUGCCCCAAUCCAAGACCCCCAAUACCAUGAAAUCUGUCAAGGGAGCCAAGGGCGUUGUUGUAGGUCGAUCUAGUCCAGGAAGUCAACAGCACCAACAACAACAGCAGCAGCAGUCAAACGGAGGAGGGGUGGUAUCUCGGCCACUUACGGGGACGGGAACGGUGGCCGUAUCUCCUGUGGGGGGGCCCGGGAGGGGCCGAGCGUCGGGGGGGUCAGUCUCCCCCGGCGCAGCCCGCAGGAAACUGGUUCGCGGAGUAGAGGGCCGUGCCACAGAGCCUCCUCCUCCUCACUAGUGCCCAGAGAAUCUAGUCCAGCACCAGGGGGUCUUCCCAAUGCCAAUGAACCUUGCCCCUGCCAUCCUUGUCCUUGUCACCCUUGUACCUGCCUGUAGCCAGCCAAACCAAAGAGACAGGCAGGAACCAAGACUAUCUAACAGUUGUGCUGCACACAGUUUGGUUUGGGUAUAUAUGUAUCAGUUAGAGAAUGUGCUUGGACGAUAGUUGUGUAUGGUGGUGUGCAUGGGAAUGCAAAUUAAUGUGUGCCACAGUAAGAUGAAAGCAAGCAAGAAGGCAGGCUAGGCAGAGUGGCAGAAAAAAUUUGGGGGCUACUGGUGCCAAGAAGAUUUAAAGUGUACAUAGCACAUGCUACUCGAGCAUGUCAGAUUGCUGUGUAUAAAAUAUGUUCAGGCCUUUAUAAUACUGCAUAGCUUUACCCUAACCAUUCAUGAAAUCACAUUAUUGGCAUUGUCCUCAGUACUGUUUCCUUCCCUCAUCCUUGAUAACCAGAAUCACUCACAACUAUUUCCUGUAUAAUAUAUAAUUCAAAUUGAUUAUUCGGUUUGAUUUUUUCAAUGUGGUUUUGCUGAUACACAUAGAUUUUGAAGAUUUUUGCCCAAAUAGUGUUUGAAAUAUUUAUAAAUUGUAUUUUUUGUUGCAAAUGAUAUAACAGUAAGUACUUCUUAUUAUAGAGCUUCACUUUGCUUUGGUAAGAUGAUAUUGAAUCACUUACCCGCAGCCUAGCACGAGACGUGAUACAACUAUAACUGACUGGGAGACCGGUGUGUAUCUUUUAAGCCUCUCGAGAAGCUUUUUAAAGUAAAAAGUGGAUUAGUGCGUGAGAGAGGUGAUAGCUGCACAUGUUCACGACCGUCUUAUACCAGCAGUAGUCGGGUACAGUACCAUGCCAUACACCACAUACAGUAUAGGAUUUUUAUUAUUAGCUAGGCUCUCGUUUCCUCACCCAGCUACUUUGAGCCAUAUGCAUUUAAUGAAUGCUUUGUUUCAUAAUGAUACUUAAAAGAAUAUAUAUGAGCCUUAUUAAAGCAUUCUCCCUGGGUAUAAGUGCAGAUGCAUCAAUAAUGAUUGUCUCCUGCUAGGCUGCACAGUGAUGUUUUCAUAGUGCACUUGACUGAUUCUACAGAUGAAUGAACAUGAUAAACUGAGAAGCAUUUUUCAUUCAGAUUUGCAUUGCAGCCCAGGUUGAGCUGAAAUGUGUUAACAUUUUCGGGAAUGUUUAUGGAAUCAAAGUUGUAUGUUCUUCAAGCUCAUCUCUUUUUAUAAAAGCAGGUGUAUUUAGUGACUUAAGAUCAGCAAUAUGGGUCAUAUGACUUGUUAAGACACUUCUCUAACUGUAAUGCAUGGUACGCUACACUUGCGGGACAAUUACACAAGGCACACAGUGAUUGAUUCAAUACAAUGUGCAGCAUUAGAGGGCUUCUGGUUAGCAGCAGGGUUCCGGGUCCUGUAUGUUUUAUUUACAUUAUAAAACUCUUUGGGUGUAUAGCAUUACAUAUGUCAUGCAUGGAGAAAUCAUACAUCAAACUUCUCCUACUUCUGUGUCGAUAUUUUCAAAUUUAUGAGAGACGGUUGUUGGUAAGUAAGAGAAUAAGGAAUCAAAAUCAACUUUCUGCAGUGCACAGUGAAGGUAAAAUUGCAAAAGCAACAUGGUCAGUAACUUUAUAUCAUGACACUACUUCCUGAUUAGGAUGUUACCCUUUCCAGCAAGGAGCUAGUUUAGGGCUGAAUAACAUAGUCAUCAGUUUCCUCAGAUUGUAAGAAAAAUAUCAGCCAAAAUGUAUUCUGCCUAAGAUCUAACUCUAGCACUUAAAUUGUACACUCAGCAUGCUAGCUUUUGGACCAAUAUUUUUCUUUCAUUGAGUAGGAUAAAGCCCACCUGCUCAGUCCUUCAUCCUCAUAAGAGUGUAACAGAACUCAGUCAGGAUUUUCUAUGCAUGUUGGUACCAUGCCUGUGCUAAAUUAAGGAUAGGAGUUCAGUCGGUGGCACUGAGGUUAUGCAAUGUUAUUUGUCAUGAUCUAUGUAACAUUGGUUGCACUUUCAUCUUGGGCUGCAGACUGAUGUGUUUCCAAAUUGCAAAGCUCUUAAUCUGCUCUAAUUUGCACAGCAGACACUAGUGUUCAGGAUAUUACAUGGUAGCUUUGUAAAGUUACUUUUAGGAAGUAGUGCUGUAAUAAUUAUGAAUUCUAAUAUCCUGUGGACCAUUUCCUAGUGGCAACUUUGUACUGGAAUGUUUUCAGUCUAGGGCUCUAGAGAAAGAGCACCACAUUUGCCCACUAUAUGAUAAAGGAACACACAUCGUUUUGUCCUUAGUCAGGGUUAAAUUGAGGCCUAUUAAUAUGAACACCUGCAGUAUGCUAAUGUGCCAACUUUUUGCUGACUUGGUGUACUUUCACAGUACAGUUUCUUUCUUGUGAUGAUGGAAGUUUUAAGUUUAACAUCCUGUAUAUUCUGUUGAUCAGUAAAGGUUUAGUUUUAAUGCCUUCUAAUGGUAACAAGAAUUGAUGAGCGAUACUCAAUAUAUAUAUAUAAAACUAACAAUGCCAUUGUAUGACCUAUACGAUAUUUAGAUGCCCUAUCUGGCUGUAGCCUUAACAAGUAUUACUUAAAGUUUAAUUGAAUAAGUAUUGCAAAAUAUUGUUGUAGUGGAUUAUGCCAUAUAUUGAUAUGGUAAGAUGGUUUGAUUAAUUUCCUAAGGUGUUGGAUAUCUAAAUGAUGUGAUAAUAAUCAUGUGUUGGGUGUUGGUGGUAGCAAAUAUUAAUGAUGACUUCAGCUGCUACUGGUGCACCAAUGCUUUGAUUAUCUGGCCUUCGGUCACUCAAGACCUUGACUGUCAAAAACAUCAGGCUAUUAUAUCUAAGCUUACUUUGUAUCAUAUUAAACUAGAACUUAUGGAAUAGUCUGAAUACCAAAUCCUGCUGUACAGGUUGAUCAAGGAAUUGGUGUAGAAAUCCAUCUUUUGUUGCACAAUUCUGUGGUUGGCCUUACAUCAAUGGUCUUUCAUAAGAAGUCUAUAUCAGACUUGGUUAUUAAAACAGAUUUUGGCAUUACAUGUCCAGUUACAACAAAAUUGGAGACAGUAUAUACAGUACAUUUUUUUCUUAAAGAUAUGGCCAUGGAUAUAAAUUACUGGAAGGUGCCUGUUCGAAAACUAAAGAUGUGUGGUUAGCUGCGAGUGUUUGUGUGCGUGUACGUGUGCAUGUAUGCACGUAUGUGUGUAUGCGCAUGUGUGUGCGUAAGAAUUUAUCCAUACAUACAUCAGCACACAUUGAAUUUGCAUAGAUAUGUAUAUAUUUAUAAUUAAUACUAGUAAAUCACAGUUUGUUUAUACACAUUUUGUCCUUUAAUUAGGGUCAUAGCAAUUUAUAAUAGAAGCUCUUUUAGUAUUUGCAGUGGCACCAAGUCUACAUCUUUAGGGAUCAAGAAACAGCUUGAGGGAAGUGUAGGGAGCACCAGACUACCAUGAUUAUCUUGGUCCUCUUAGUGUGUAGAGUGAAUGAGUACAGUACAGCAGUGUUUAUUAUAUACAUUUGAAGACUAUACAAUAGUGUUAUUUCUGUUCUUUUAUUUCUACCAGCGGUCUUCAGUUUGGUUAUACUCUAUGCAUGUUUGUGUGUAUUAAAACAAAAUUUAUGCAUUAUAGUUGACCUUGAUUACUUUUUGUUUGUUUGUUUGUUUUUAGUUGUAUUUAUGGUAAAUGCCUGGAAGAUUGUGCUCGUCUCUGAAAGUAAUGGAGGACAUUGUUAUUUGUUUUUAAAUAGAAAUAUGAUUAUUGGAUUUUGGUGUGACUUGAUGAAAGGAAUGGUUUUAGAUGUAAAUAAUAUUUCAGAUUGAUUUCACUUAACAUUGUAGAAAUAACUUGACUCUGAUCCCAUUGUACAUAAAUGCAUUUGAACCAUCUGACAAUUAGGUGAACAAACAUAUAUGGGAGCAAUUUUCAUGUGACCACUUUAAAUCCAGGUAAAGCUAUUUAUUAGAAUUAUUGAGGGAAUGUGGAAAAAUAAAAGGAUACAUGUAUGUAAGCUUAUUCGUUGAGCCAAUGCUGUGAUAGAAUGAAUUGGAAAUGAAGUCAGCUUUUGUAGGUCACAGGAAAAGGGCAAAAAAAAAUUGAUUCUUAUGCAUAGUGUAAGGUAUGAGAGGUGUUUCAAAUUACAAGUGACCAUAAACUAUUCAAGUGGUUUUUGUGGAUUUCCUAAAGUUUGCUAAGCACAAUCGAAGUGACAUGAAGAUGGCCAUAUAUAUUUAUUAUUUUUUAUUAUUUUUUUUUUCAAUGAAAAAGAUGUAGCUGCUGUAAAUUCUGUGAUCCUAAUUAAAUGGUAAGAUGAGUAAUUUUGGGUGUGUUAUAAGUACAGUAUCUUGUUGAAUUAAUAUUGUCUGAAAGUUCUUCCUUAGAUAUAUGUUACUGUUUGUGUGGUGGGUUAUUUCAGACGGCGCUACAGAUUAUCUCGGGCCUUAUUUGAUUACCAUAAAAAGGAUGCAAAAUUUUAAUAGUCUUUUAUGGCAUUUCAUGCAUAAAUUUAAUAUAUUGUACUGUAUUGUACAUGACAAGGACUCUAAGCACUUUGUUUACAUUAUAAAUGAAAAAGUAAUACAAGAAGGUUUCUAUUCACAUUUAAAAUACAAAAAAGUCUGGACUCAAACUUGCAGAAUUAUCUUUUUUUUUAACUCAUUUGUUUAUCAGAAUUCAUGUGUCAUGUACUUUCAUGCUGGGUGAUUGAAAUGGAAUUGUGUCCUAUUUCUUAGGUCACUCAAGAGGCUCUAUUGGUCUCACGAUCUGACCUAAUGCGAAUCCUAUCUUUACUUCACUUAUUUAAAUAUCCCUCAGACAAGUCGCAUGAUAUUUUGGCCUCGGAUCUUCAAGAAAGAGAAAAAAAGCACAAAGUUGGUCCGACUUUUUUCAGACUAAUUGAAACUUAAGUUAUGCUCAUGCUCUGUACUCUUAUCAUCCAUUACUGAACAAUCCUUAAAAUAAGUCAUGGAGUGUUCUUAUUGAUUAACUAUGACACAUGUAAAGUCGUUGCCUUCUGCCGCCUCUUGAGAAAGGAGGCUACUGUGUUACUUCCAGGACAUAUUGAAGAUGCUCCAUUAGAUGAGCAGAUCAAGGUAGGCUUUGUAAAAGGUAAAAACAAUGGAAUUUGGAAUACAUUAGUUGGUUGUGAAUUAAUGUGUUCAGUUAGAUAACAUAUGACAUUAUUAUUGAAUUAGCUUGCAAUGUCCCCCUCGUCUGCUAAAAUGAACCAUCAUUGAGAGAAAGCAGUUCCUAAGGAGACCUUCCUUUUGAUAACCAAAUACAUCUUACAUGGUAGUGCAUUGUUGGCAAAAUAGUAAUUUCGGUGUCAAGAAUUAUCCAGUGAUGCUGGUGAUACACACACUAUAAUAAUCGGCAAGUUUGAACCUUUUGUUGUGCUUCAGCAGUUAUUUUUCCCAUCUUUAUAUAACAAAGAGUACCUAGCCUGAGAAAUGUUGCCCCAAAAUAGUUAAUACACCUAUAUUACUUUCUUGUUGGAUCAUACAGUGGUUAUUCAGUUUGGUGUUGCUUCUUACCGUUGAUAUAAGCCAGCAGUGUUUGCAAUGAUCGCUGUGUAUGUGAUGACACCAGCAAUUCUAAGCCUCGGUGAGGUUAGUUUUCCCCACUGUCAUACUGGAAAAUAAGCCUUAUUGAUGACUCUUUUUAAGUAAAAGCUCAUGAUUGCUGAUCUCGCAUAUCUUAAAAAUAUUUUUUAAAAAUUGCUGCAGAGGCAAAAUGCUCCACGCCCAAAACAGUACUUGUGUUAUACUGUAUCAUAGGUUUAUUGAUGGAAUAAUAAAAAUGUUUUUUGGCAAA